Molecule: messenger RNA, 4002 nt
Organism: Populus nigra (black poplar)
Lineage: Eukaryota; Viridiplantae; Streptophyta; Magnoliopsida; Malpighiales; Salicaceae
Product: protein PLASTID MOVEMENT IMPAIRED 1-RELATED 1
Exons: 3
Coding region: 265-3654 (1129 amino acids)
Source: RefSeq, a predicted model, not a curated record
AGUUGGUUUGAAGCCAAGUUUGGAUUAGAAGAGGAGGCAGGGAGGGGCAAUUCAAAGAGAAGAGGAGAAGAAAAAUAUUUCUACCUAGCGAGGAACCUGCGAUAUAAACGGAGUUCAGACAGACAUCCACUCUGGGCUCUCUUUCUCUCUCUGCUUUCCUAAUCUAUUCUGGGUUUUUUUCUCUUUAAUCCGAUUUUUUUUUUAAUCUUUGACCCCGCUGUUUUAGGUUUUGUUCCGAAUUUAAAGAGUUUUUGCCAUUCCAAGAUGAUGUUGUCGAAAAUUGAAGGCGGGAAAAAGACCAGAGAGGAUUCAGGUAAUGGCAAGUUGUUGAGUGAAAUUGAAACUAUAAGCAAAGCCCUUUAUCUUGACAAAAACCUUUCAAGAACGGCCUCCGUUUCUACAUCUAGUAAUCGACCCAGAUCAACUGGAAAAACCCAGUUGGUAGAUCCUAAAUCGAAGCUUGAUAAUAAACAUGGUAGUGAAGACCCGUCUCGCAAGGACAAGAAGUCAAUUUGGAAUUGGAAGCCUUUAAAAGCCUUUUCAAAUGCAAGGAACCGUGAGUUCAAUUGUUGUUUCUCUCUUCAAGUCCAUUCCAUCGAAGGGUUUCCCUCUACUUUGGACAAUUUAAGUGUUUGUGUUCACUGGAAGAGACGGGAUGGCGAGUUGGUGACGAGCCCUGUCAAGGUUUUUGAAGGGAUUGCAGAGUUUGAGGAGAAGCUUACGCAUACGUGCGUUGUGUAUGGGAGUAGGAGCGGACCCCACCACUCAGCUAAGUACGAGGCUAAACAUUUUUUGCUCUAUGCAGCUCUAUUUGGGGCAAUGGACCUGGAUUUGGGGAAGCAUAGGGUUGACCUCACGAGGCUGCUUCCUCUCACAUUGGAGGAAUUAGAGGAGGACAAGAGCUCGGGAAAGUGGACUACAAGUUAUAAGUUGUCAGGAGAAGCUAAAGGUGCUAAGAUGAAUGUUAGUUUUGGGUACACAGUGGUUAGUAAUACUCCCAUCUUCCCCAGAAAUAAUCAGAAUGUUAAUGAGCUGUUGAGGGUGAAGCUGAAUAAUGCAAGAACAGUGAAACCAGCACCUAAACUUUGUCAAGGUGAUGCCAAAAGCAUGGUAUAUCGUACUGGAAGUCUUCCUGGUAAUUUUAACCAGCAGCGCCGCGCUGCAUCUCGUUCUGUAGAAGAUGUAAAAGAUCUACAUGAGGUGUUGCCGGUAUCAAGUUCAGAACUUGAUAUUCCUGUAAAUAUCCUGCAUCAGAAAUUAGAAGACAAGUUGGAUGCUUCAGGUUAUAACCCUGAAUUUGACGUGUUCACUGAAAAUCUUGAGCCAAUUAAACAACCCUCCAUCUGUGAUUCAGAUUUGAUAAAAAAAGGAACAGAAAAUGAGAGUGAAAAUAGUGAAUUUGCUGUGAUUGAUCAGGGGAUAGAAGUGUCGUCAGAGGAAGUUAACAUAAUGUCUGCAGAUGUUUCUACUGUAGAUGUUAAAAUGGAUACUGGUUGUCAUGUAGCUUCUGAAGAGGUCACUAAGCUUCAUCUGCAUGAUGUGGAAAACAGCAAUCAUGAAGACGAGCUUGGGUCACAUGAUUGCAAUUUCCAGGAUGAAAUAUGCUCAAAAGAGUCUGUGAUGGAAGAAUUGGAAUCUGCACUAAAAAGCAUUUCCAUUUUGGAAAGUGACGCGCUUGAUUCCCCUGAAGAAAAGGAGGAUUACACGGAAGUAAAAACUGAUUAUGAAACUAUUAGUAGGGGGAGGUCGCUUAGCUUGGAUGAUCUUACUGAAUCUGUGGCAAAUGAAUUCCUGGACAUGCUGGGGAUGGAGCAAAGUCCAUUUGGCUCGAGUUCAGAGAGUGAACCUGAGUCUCCUAGGGAACGCUUGUUAAGACAAUUUGAGAAGGAUGCCUUAGCUGGCGGUGGUUCUCUGUUUGACUUUGAUGUGGACUAUGGUGACCAAAGAGAAUGUGACUAUGAUGCCUCAACUGCAUCUGGGUUGGGAAACUUCUCUGAGGAUUUUGAACUGUUAUCAGUUAUCCAAGCUGCUGAGGAGGAGCUGAUGGGAACUCAGUCUGUCAGUGGAAAAGCAAGGGUCAGAAUGUUGGAAGACUUGGAGACUGAGUCUUUAAUGCGUGAAUGGGGCUUGAAUGAUAAGGCUUUUGAUUGUUCUCCACCUAAGAGCUCUGAUGGCUUUGGGAGUCCUAUCGAUUUGCCUCCUGAAGAGCCGUUUGAAUUACCUGCUCUUGGAGAAGGAUUGGGUUCAUUUCUGCAGACAAAGAACGGUGGAUUCUUGAGGUCCAUGAAUCCUUCAAUUUUCCAGAAAGCGAAAAACAGUGGGCACUUGAUCAUGCAAGUUUCUAGUCCUGUUGUGGUACCAGCAGAAAUGGGUUCUGGUAUAGUGGAUAUACAGCAGCGAUUGGCUUCAAUUGGAAUUGAAAAGCUUUCUAUGCAAGCAAAUAAGCUGAUGCCUUUGGAAGAUAUCACUGGGAAAACAAUGCAACAAGUAGCAUGGGAAGCUGGUGCCACUCUGGAAGGACCUGAGAGGCAAAGUUUGUUACAGCAAGAAUACACUAUGGAUGAUGCAUCUCUUGGGCAAAUAAGUGUGAAUGACAGAUCUUCUGCACCCAGAUCUAAUAAGCUCAGUUCAGGCUCAUUGGGUAGUGAGACAGGCUCAGAAUACGUAUCUCUUGAGGAUCUUGCACCUUUGGCUAUGGAUAAGAUAGAAGCACUCUCAAUUGAGGGAUUGAGAAUACAAUCUGGUAUGUCAGAUGAGGAAGCACCCUCGAACAUCAGAGCACAAUCUAUUGGAGAAAUUUCCUCCCUCCAGGGAAAGGGAGUUGACAUCAGUGGCUCACUCGGUUUGGAAGGAACCGCUGGAUUGCAACUGUUGGACAUAAAAGAUAGUGCAGAUGACAUCGAUGGAUUAAUGGGUCUGUCACUGACUCUUGAUGAAUGGAUGCGUCUAGAUUCCGGCGAUAUUGGCGAUGAAGAUGAAAUUAGUGAGCGAACUUCUAAGAUACUUGCAGCCCAUCAUGCUAGCUCCUUGGACUUGAUUCGAGGAGGGUCAAAAGGGGGGAGAGGACGUGGAAAGGGAUCUGGUAGAAAGUGUGGUUUGCUGGGGAAUAACUUUACUGUAGCACUGAUGGUGCAACUUCGCGAUCCUCUUAGAAAUUAUGAACCUGUAGGUACACCAAUGCUUGCUCUGAUUCAAGUGGAGAGAGUGUUUGUCCCACCAAAGCCAAAAAUAUACUGCAAGGUCUCAGAGUUAAGAAACAACGAUGAAGAAGAUGAUGAGUCCGAGUCAGUGGUGAAGCAGGAGGUUGAGAAGCAGACCAGCGAAAAGGCUCUGGAGGAAGAAGGAAUUCCUCGGUACCAAAUCACAGAAGUGCAUGUUGCUGGUAUGAAGUCUGAGCCUGGCAAGAAGAAAUUAUGGGGUACCACAUCUCAGCAACAAUCUGGUUCUCGUUGGCUGCUUGCUAAUGGAAUGGGGAAGGGUAAUAAGCAUUCGACUAUAAAAUCCAAGGGUGUUUCUACAAAAUCAGCACCCCCACUGACAACAAAGGUGCAGCGUGGUGACAGUUUAUGGAGCGUCUCAUCUCGUUUUCAUGGUACUAGUGCAAAAUGGAAGGAACCCCAUAAAAGGAAUCCGAAUGUGAUUUUUCCAAAUUAAACUAUCAGGUUGCUAUCAGUUGAGCAUGUAUUGAAGUCUGUUCAAAGGGGUUCACCUCACCAUUUGCGUUGGAAAUUGUGGAAAUCUCAUCCUGAUUUGUUACCAUACCCAGGGGAUUCAUGUUGAACCAUAUGAUAUAUGAAUCCUUGGAAUUGAGUUGUUUUCCUUAGUGCACACAGUUUACUGGAUGGCCCUUGAAUCUAUAUGAAAUCCAUGUAUUCUGCUUGAGUACUUGUAUUUACUUUAGGUGUGGUCAACCAGCGUUAAUCAUGCAAUGCAAGAUAAACUUCACGGAUUGUUUUGCUGUAUCUGUAUUCCUCAUUUAUAAAUUUGUAGGGUCAUUAAUCA